GCUACCCAACUGGCUUGUAAGGAAUGAUAUUAUUUCCCAGGGGCUGAUGGAAAGCUCUGAGCACCCUCUGCUGCUCUCAUGGAGAUUAGGCUAAGCAGCCCCAUCUGACCUUGCAAACACCAGGCAGAAGGUGCUGUGCCCUCCCAGCAAGAGGGAGGCUGCUUUCCACUGCCAGGACCUCAGAUAACAGUGGAGAGCACUACAGGAUUCACCCCAGGCUUCCCUCUGCAGCAGAAACCACCAGACUCUUGAUUCACACGGAAGGUUUGGAGAAGACAGCACAACCUCUCUGUUCUGAAAGGUCAGCUAUAGCUUUCCUCUUGUGUCUGACCAAGUUUCCUUCCCAUAGCUGGCUCACCUUUACUUCAGAGGCAGAAGGACUUUGCUCAAAGCCCAUGCACAAGUCUCUUGGGGACAGAUGGAGGCUGUGGGUUACUUGCUAUGCAGGAUCUGGCUGCUUUCCUUGGUGUUCUGGCUAGGACAAGGGAGGCAGAUGGCUCCCCCAGGUUUUGUAGAGAGCAGUUGCCACUCCAGGAUUUUUUGGAUGAAACUGAAUAAACUCUUCCUCCAGGGAAAAUUCUUCCAUCUGGAAAUCAAUGAUCCUUACACUGGACCUGUUCUGCUGGAUGAGAAACUGGCCUCUCGUUGUGGCUAUGUCCUCUCAGAAGAUGUGUGGGGCAACCCCGUGUUCCGUGCGUCUGUGCUUGGCUGUCAUGUGGCCAACGAGGCAGAUGAGCUGUUUACACUGACUGUGAACAUCAAAGUCUCCUCAUUUUCAAGCAUGAGGGCAGCUGUCACCUACAUCUACCCUAUGUACUGCUCCUACUCUUCCUGGGCUUCAAGAGAAAUUGUGUGUGAAGAAAACUACAUGGAGGUGUCGGUGAAGACAGAUGUCCCUGCAGUUUCAAAUGACUACACCGUAGCAUGGUUGUCAGCACUGCCAGAGACUCAGAAUGUGGCAUACCAGCAAUGGCAGCUGAUGUUUGUUUCUCCAUCGGGGAGAAAGAGAAUAACAGUGAGCGACGCAACAAAACUGGGCUACAGCUUCAACAACACCCUGUCCCGGGUGUACCUCCGCGCACCCUACCACAGCAACGAGUCCGAUCUCAGCAUGGUCAGUGGUGUAAAUAUGAACAUGGUAACUUCCACUUCCAUGUACAGGCAGCGGUGGCUGCUAUUGCUGAUUGACACAACUGUCUCCUGUCCUGUUGAUGGCAUCAGUUUCACUGAUACUACACUAAAAUGGACGGUGCCAAGUGUUAUUCCAACAUUAGUGGUUCAAGAAGCCACCUUUCUGUCUAAAACCAUUUUAAUGGGAGUUGAUGGUCAAGUUAUAAUAAAACCAGAGGAGAAGAACUACCUACUGGAGCACAAUGAGACACACAUCAGCAUAACUAUCCCUAUUGGAGCAGAAGGAGGCAAGCUAAAGAGCUCUGUAUCUGGUGGUGUAUAUGGAGUCAUCUACAGCAUUGACUUGUUCUUGGAGCACACAUGGACAGAUGCAGAUUGGCAAACCACAAAGUAUACUGCCAUCAAAUCCAUCACCACACCUUUCAUGCCACAAAUACCAACUGUUAUCAACAAUACUCUGCCAGAGGAAAGGCUAUUUAGUGCUGCACUUGGACACUUUCUUCCCGAUGUCUCUCUGGUGGCAAUCGCAAUAGGAAAUGUGCCAUUUACCCUGAGGGAGGCACAGCACCAUGGGUUUAAGAUUUAUGAAACUCCCUUUUCUAAUAGAACAAAAGGAUUUAUCCUCGAAGUCUCUUUUGAUGAUCCAUAUGUUCUAAAGGAGUAUGUGAACAGAAAUGAAACAAAAUACACCCUCCUCAUCAACUACACUCUAAGAGUGGGUCCGGAGAUGAUGCCCUAUUAUCACUCAGCAGAGGUGGAGUGUGUGGUUGCUGAUAUGGAACUACCAGAAGCUGUUGGUUACUGUGAUGAAGAAAACCUGUAUCAAGCCAUCCCUACUUUUGGGUUGCACCAGUAUUGGAAUCUGUACCUUGGUAACAAGCUCCUGAACCGGCACGUUGCACUUACCAACGGGUAUCUUGCAGCUACCAACUCUACACACCUCAUCUUGCAAAUUCCUCUCUUUUCUGUGGGAGUUACCUAUGAGGAAGUGUCCUUUCAGAAAAUUAAAGCAAGGUUUGACAUUGCCCUAAGGAAAGUGAGAACUAUGGAGACCUUACAGAUGUUCUCUGUUAGCUGCAGUUUUAAUUCUUCAUCAUUUAUAAUAUGUCACUCAGAUGGUACCAUAAUGAUAUCUGCCCAAAUGAAAACAGUUCCUGCCAUUGAUAUGAGUAAAACCAAACUAAGGGAUAGCUCGUGCAAGCCUACAGAGUAUAAUGAAGACCAUGUCUUCUUCAAGUUUCAUGUCACUACCUGUGGCACUUCAGUAAGGUUUGAAGGUGAUCACAUUGUUUAUGAAAAUGAAAUCUCUUAUGAGAAAGAGACUCUUCCUGGACAGAGCAUACCAACAAUUACAAGAGAUCCAGACUACAGACUAACAGUAUUGUGCUACUAUCGAGCAAAAGAGACCCUAGUGCUAGGAGCCUUUGCUGGUGAUCCAUCCACAUCAUCUCCCUCUGGCUCUGGUAUGAUGUUACCAAGAUCAAAUAUUGCAGUAAGGAGAAGGAUAAGACAAGCCCUGAAUGUAGUUUCAAGAGUAUCCAAAGAUGAAACUUUCAUGGAAUUCUACAAGCCCAGCAUGGCAAUACUCAAGCAACCUGGGGAGCCUGUGUUUCUUGAGGUGGAGCUGAAAGAUGAGAGUCCCAGCACUGAGUUACACCUCAAGAACUGCUGGGUAACCAGGUCUCCGGACUUCAACAGCACUCCAAGAUGGAACAUCACUGUGGAUGGGUGUGAGAUUAACAGCAAUGAGUACGUUGCAGAGUCCUGUCCAGUAGCUGUUAGCCCCAGGGUGAGAUACCCUUCUCAUUUUAAAAGGCUGGCAGUAAGGAGCCUGGCACAGCAGCUGGAACAGGUGUAUGUGCACUGUUUGGCGGCCGCAUGCUCUCCUACCAACAAACCUCACCAUCCCUGCAGAGGACAGCGCAGCUCGAGCAGGGAGAGGAAGGCUUUCCCAGGUCACUGUUCAGCCAGGCUCCAGGGCUACAUACUUGCUGGACCAAUCUGGAUUGUUGAUCCUGAUCGAAGAUGAUGAAUGUAAACUGAACUUGGUUUUCAACUGAACUGCCUCCAGCCUGAAAGAAAAUGGAUCCAAAAUUUUAGAAGCAAACACUAAGGCACAAAUCACUGCCAUAUUCCAAAUUCUUUUGGAGGGUUCAAAUCCUCCAAAAUGUGAAGACUUUAUGUUAUAGCUUUGUCUGCCCUUCGAAAACUAAAGCUGUCCAUCUCCAGCCUUGCUCCUCACUUCCCUGUGAGUGGGCACCCAAAGGCUCUGCUGUGCCGAUUGCUUUCUAAAUGGUGCAGCUACCCACAGGAGCCACCUCUUUCAGUGACCACCAGCACCAUCUUGCUUGUAGUUAAAAAGCCAGAUGGUGGGACUGGGACAUCACCACUACCCUGCAAAGUGCUGGGGUCUGCUAACAGGAUUAGUAAAUGUAGUAAUCUGUUGCCUCUCUAAAGUGGCUACAAAAGAAAACAGAAAAUAACCCAAGGCUGCAAAAUAACACUUCUCGUCUCUUCCAGCUGUUGAAACAUGGACUUACAGAUCACUAAAACUAUUCCAGCCCUGAUUAUGGCUGCUUCUCAUGUUUCAUAAAGUGACUGCCAAUCCUCCCAUGUGAAUGUGAAGUGUAAAUCCAAAAAGUCAAAUAAAAACGCAUACAAAGUGA
Messenger RNA from Calypte anna (Anna's hummingbird), 3797 nucleotides. RefSeq names its product zona pellucida sperm-binding protein 2-like. Bases 419 to 3160 code for a protein of 913 amino acids. The transcript is spliced from 23 exons. Lineage: Eukaryota; Metazoa; Chordata; Aves; Apodiformes; Trochilidae. The record is from RefSeq and is a predicted model, not a curated record.